Kalmanozyma brasiliensis GHG001 is the source of this 1653-nucleotide messenger RNA. RefSeq names its product RNA recognition motif domain protein. The record is from RefSeq and is a predicted model, not a curated record. Gene Ontology annotation, molecular function: RNA binding. The transcript has a single exon. NCBI's taxonomy places the organism in Eukaryota, Fungi, Basidiomycota, Ustilaginomycetes, Ustilaginales. Bases 1 to 1653 code for a protein of 550 amino acids.
AUGUCGGACACGGAGCCCACACCCACCGAAGCGGGCGCCGAGCGCGUGCUCACCAACAAAGAGAAGCGUCAGUUGGCGGUGGCGCAGAAGAAAGCGGCCAAGGAGGCUGCUGCGGCACGCAAGGCUGGCGGUUCUGCCGACAUUGCUGCUGGAACCAAGCGCAAGGCUGACGACGACACUCCCCUCACCACCACCGAUGCCGCCGCUGACGGUGAAGCCGAAGAGGAAGUGGAAGCCAUCUCGCACAAAGAACAACGUCGACGGAAGAAAUUGGCCAAGCUCGAUCCUUCCACCUCCUCCUCGGAUCCUAGCCCGAACAACCUCGUCCACCCAGACCGAGCAGCCCCCCUCCCUCGCAGUCAGUACAGCGUGUGGGUGGGCAACCUCUCCUUCUUCACCGCGCCCGCCAAGCUCAUCGACUGGUUCGCCCAACGCGGCGUUGAUGGGAUUUCGCGCGUCAACAUGCCCAAAGGUGCGCGGCGGGCCGAGAUGAACAAAGGGUUUUGUUACGUCGAUCUGCCCAGCAAGGAUGCUCUCGUAGCAGCGGUGAAUCUGUCUGAGCAACCGUUGGAUGGGCGGAAGCUGUUGAUCAAGGAUGGGGGUGAUUUUGCGGGGAGACCGGAGAUCAAUGGAAUUGCGCUCGGUGUUGCACGAUCCCUUCCGAGCGCUACGACCAACUUGCAUGCGAACAAAGACGACGAGGAGGGAGAUGAAGAGGAGAAGGGAGAGGAGAAGGGAGAAGGGGAGAGAAAGGGCAAGACGGGUCUCACCAAGACCGCUCAGAAGAUUCUGAGGGCGCAGAAGAACGCGCCUAGCAUGACGUUGUUCCUAGGCAACCUCAGCUUCAAUACCACCGAGCAAGGGGUGAGGGAUCUGUUCGACCGGUCGGCGGGUCUGCGCAACCCGGCGCCCAAGAAGAAGAUGAAGAAGGAUAGGAAAAAGAGCGAGCGGAAACCCAAGGCUUCUUCAUCCUCGUCCUCAUCUUCGGAUUCGGAGAGCGAUUCUGAUUCGGACAGCGAUUCGGACAGCGACUCCAGCAGCUCCUCCUCCUCCUCCGCUACCGAAGACGAAGAGGAGUCCACCCCCACCGACUCCUCCAAACCCGCCACGCCGGCUCUGGGCGAAGUCACCCCUUCCCCCGCUGGCAUCCGCAAAGUUCGUCUGGGCACCUUCGAAGACGCCCCCGACAAAUGCAAGGGUUUCGGCUUUAUCGAUUUCCACACGAUCGAGCAGGCCACUGCGUCGCUCAUCGAUGCGCGCAACACCUUCCUGGACGGACGCAAGAUUCUGUUGCAGUAUGCUUCGGCGGAUGCGACGCGAAGGGGUGCUGGCAAGGCUUCGCGCGAGGCACUGGGGAAGAAGGGCAAGAAUGAGCUCAGGGUUGGAUUUAUGAGGAAGGAUCAGAUGACGAGGCCUAGGAGAGAGAGGGUGGAGGAGGAGAAGGUGGCACCGGUGCCGGGAAGUUUCGAUCCUGACGCACCGCUGCCCAAGAAGCAUAAGGAGACCAAGGAGGAGCGUAUGGCGCGCAGAGCCGAGAAGGGCGAGAGGGGACCGGCAAGGAGGGCAAAACCCGGUGCUGCGCUGGCCAAUGCUCAACGCGCCAGCACUGGUAUCGUGCAGAGCACUGGAACGAGGGUCACUUUCGACGAGUGA